Messenger RNA from Exophiala oligosperma, 1520 nucleotides. RefSeq lists its product as uncharacterized. The coding region runs from base 529 to 906 and encodes 125 amino acids. The record is from RefSeq and is a predicted model, not a curated record. The transcript has a single exon. NCBI's taxonomy places the organism in Eukaryota, Fungi, Ascomycota, Eurotiomycetes, Chaetothyriales, Herpotrichiellaceae.
CUCCGUUCUUUUCUUGCUGCAACAUUUCGGAAGAUUUGAGCCUUUCUGAUUUCACAGCUUUGGGCCUACCUUGGACAGCUCAUAAUUUUGUUCUUUUCGUCAAGCCUAUCGGCUUCUCUUUCUUUUGAUUGACAGUCUUCUCGUCUCUUUUGGGUUGUUGCAACUCCCUUCUUGUCCUCAGAGACAGGGCCUUGAACUUUGUUGACCACUAUGUCAAGGGGUUUCCUCUCAUGAAAUCAACAUAAGGCUGUCGAGUUGAUAGCGCGUCCUAUUGACUGUUUUUGGUGUUGAUAACACAGCCCGCGAAAAGGCAACAAGCAGGCAACCAUCCCGAUGCACGUGAUGUCGUGUACCGAGAUGGGUGGCUCGAACCCACGUGACCCGCGGGUGCCUGAAUGCCUGCGAAGAUGGUUGCUGGCUGCGGGAAGCCCUGGCUCGAUGGUAACGGGAGAGAGCUGGAGAUUAUCAGGUAAGGAAUGAUGUAGUCCGGGAUAUGGGCGAUGAGGAUCGUUGCUGCUGACCAAAUUGAUGGAACAUGCCAAACGCCAGAACAUUGGUGGUGCAUCACUGGGGUAUGUCGUGAUACAGCAGAGAGACAAAGGAAACCUGAACGAAUGUCUUGAUACUCCAGUUAAACAAAAGCCAUGCUGUGUGUCCUGUACGAUCACUCACCUGGAAAAGGAAACAUCUGCGCCACCAUACCAUCUCCUCACCCUCCGAUUCUUAGUUGGAAGUGUGGUCGACACCUUGCUCAAAUUGAGACAAGAUGACGUCCAUGUUCCCCAUCAAAAGACUCUGUCGAGUCCUUGGUGGCAUCCUUCCUGCUAUGUAUUCCCGGUCAAGAGGAAAUUGAGCAGAACGUCGCUCCAGAGCCGAGUCGUGCAAGUCUCUAGUAGUGGAAGAUGAUGAAGAGGAGGUAGUGGAAGAGAAAUAAGAAGAUGAGGACGAUGAGGAAGAUGAGGAAGACGAGACCGACGUGCCAGUGGUGGUGGAUACACAUCGGAUCACUGUGCUUUGCAAUGAGCCCAACCGGGUCUGUGAAGUUCGUUGUUGGGAGUCACUGUCACGGUCAGUCAGUAGCAGAACUGGCAAUGAGUGGCAGGUCACUGCAAGCGAAUGGCCUCAGCAUGAGCACAAGGACCGUGCUUUGAACUGGAGCCACUCUGCAGCCCUGAGAAAGAGACCCAUGUUGGUAGAUGUUGUCCUGUCGCAGGCCCACGCCAGGCAUCGCCCAAGUAUGGGGAGUGUUGGCUAUGGGUGCCUGCGUUCCUAUGACUGGACUACACAAGAAUGACACCAGAAAUCAUAUUGAGGAGUCAUUUGCGAGCGAAUCUCCGCUCUUAUGUAGGGCUCAAUAUCAAAUGUUUGGACUCACCCCAUGUUGUUCUACUGUUGCAAAGACACUGCGUCGAGCCACUUGGUGGAUUUGUAUAGGCGGAGGUUCGGGGCCUCUGGGUCGGUUACCUUUAUUUAAAAGUGCAGUAGAUGACAGUAGUGAUUCCUCAAUAGCGUCAAAGUCC